AUGGCGUCGAUGGCCAGCCAGCCUUCUUCUCGUGCACUCAAUGCUAUCUUGCCACUCAUAACAGCCGGACAGUCCUAUGAAGCCCAUCAGAAAGCGCGGACCUUCGCGUCCAGGUACAACAAGUCGGGCCAAUAUGACACAGCGAUCGACGUCCUGUUCCAAUCCGCGCGGGAGCUGCUGAAGGCGGGGCAGCAGGGUAGUGGUACGGAUCUGGCGUCGUUUAUGCUGGAUGUGUAUGAGAGUAAGGGCGAGAAUGUCAACGAUGAAAGUCGAGGCCGUAUCACACAACUCAUCGCAUUGGCUGGCUCUUCUGGUACUUGGAGAAAGACCAUCAUUGACAAGGCUAUCGCUUGGUCAGCGAAACACGGACCUUGUCCAGCUGGCGAUGCUAAACUGCAUCACUACAUCGGCGAGCUGCUCUACAGAGAGGAGGCGUUUGAGCAGGCAGAACCGCGUUUCCUCGCCUCGGGACAACGCGAUAGCGCUCGACUCCUCGCGCAGAUGUUUGCUGAGUGGGCAACCACAGGCGGCACCGCGGGUGCAUUCGCAUUGCGAGGGUCCAUACCCUACCUUCUCAAUGGCAACAUCCUCGCCGCGCGAACGUUCAUUACGCACUUCGUAUCCCAAAUUACGUCCAAGCGACCUGAACUAGUGUCCACGCUCCAACCAACACCUAUACCGAUCAGGAUUAGCAAGGAGGGCCAGACAGACGAGAUCAUUUUCUCGACAGAUUCUGUGCUGAAUUUCGCUCAGCUUGCCGUGCUGACGUGCCAACGCGCCCAGGGUGCACAGAAUAAAGCCAUGCGGGAGGCAUGGGUGCGACUCUGUGGAACAUAUCAAAGCAAGGGCGGGCUCAUGGCCACCAGGAAGUUCGAAAGGCCGGCACUGAUCGAGCUAGCGGAGCUCUACUUCGCCAUCCCGCCUCCAAGGACACAAGCCGCCAAUCCUCUGGGGGACAUGCUGUCGGCCAUGUUCGGUGGCGCUGCCUCGCCCGCCCCACCCGCGCGGAGGGUGUUGUCCCCGCCACCUGCGACGAAAUCGCCUGGACUGGACUAA
Messenger RNA from Fomitopsis serialis, 1056 nucleotides. RefSeq lists its product as uncharacterized. Gene Ontology annotation, molecular function: protein binding. The coding region runs from base 1 to 1056 and encodes 351 amino acids. The transcript is spliced from 7 exons. NCBI's taxonomy places the organism in Eukaryota, Fungi, Basidiomycota, Agaricomycetes, Polyporales, Fomitopsidaceae. Gene Ontology annotation, cellular component: cytosol. Gene Ontology annotation, biological process: protein insertion into ER membrane. The record is from RefSeq and is a predicted model, not a curated record.